AUGGCCACAAAGGACCGGUGGCGCGCAAGCCUUCAAAAGCUUUCAUCCAAAAUCAGUGGAGAAAAACGCCUCUGGGGACCCAAGAUUGGAGAACUAAAAGAAUUUGUCUUUUUCUCGGCCGACAGCAAGAAAGACAACGGAAGACCACUUUCAGAUGUUGCGCCUGGUGCGUUCGUUAACGAUCUGAGCGACCAGCGUCGGAAGGCUCGCACGCCUAGGCCACGGACCUUGCAACCCUAUGACUUUAGAGGCCAUAACAUUCUCCUUUUGUCGGACUCGGACUCGGAGCGAGACGACUUUCCAGAAGAGUUCACAGCCACCGCUACGGGUCCGGAAAGGCAGCGGUACAGCGUUCUUGGCGAUGGUGACAAAGAACACGAAGGGGAUGGGAAACCGAAGAAAACCCAGGCCGAAGUCAAGGUUCAGAAAGAUUAG
Molecule: messenger RNA, 435 nt
Organism: Pyricularia oryzae 70-15
Lineage: Eukaryota; Fungi; Ascomycota; Sordariomycetes; Magnaporthales; Pyriculariaceae
Exons: 1
Coding region: 1-435 (144 amino acids)
Source: RefSeq, a predicted model, not a curated record